AUGUCCUUCACGCCCUACUCGGGGGGGCCACCGCCAUCCGCUGGCCUUCUGUUCGGGGGCGGUCGACCGCCGGCCGAGCCGCUGAUUAUUGGGCUGGAAGACUUGAGCCCUGUGGCGCCCGCACCGUCAUUAGAUGCCCCGUUCGUAGACAGAAUCGCCGUCGAUGCCACCGUCGAUGCCGCCGUCGAUGCCACCGUCGAUGCCGCCGUCGAUGCCGCCGCCGAUGCCGCCGCCGAUGCCGCCGUCGAUGCCGCCGCCGAUGCCGCCGUCGAUGCCGCCGUCGAUGCCGCCGUCGAUGCCGCCGUCGAUGCCGCCCCCUCGCCCUCUUCUUCGGAGUACUACCUUUCCGGAGCUUUCGCCCCUUCCUAUGCUCCGGCCGCUUCCACAGCUCACUAUGCCGGGCCAACUGGCGUCCCCCCAGUUAGCGCUCCGCAUAAUCCUCGAAUGCCGGUUUUCCAUCUGGUUCCUGGGCCGCCUCCUGUGGCGAUGAUGGGCGUCCCGGGAAGGCUGCCCGAGGGACAUUUCGGCGCCCCCUCAUCAUUGACCGGGCUACCAAUCUUCGCGCCUGGCGCGCCGGCAGGACCGCCCACGUCUGCCCCUCCGUCCGAUCGGAUUGACUUCACUCGACUGGAUCGAUUGGUUAAUCAGCUGGAUGCCAGGCUGUCUCCAGGUUCGAUUCGGCCCAGCUGGCCUCGACGCUCGGAAGCUGGGCACUUCCGUUCGCCCAUGGCACUUGAGGGCGACAGCCGGGUCCCCAAGCGCCCUCGUUCAGGCGAAUACCCAAGCCGAGCUACUUCCGGUGCUUGGCCCGAGCGAGGGCCAUACGCCACAACUGGCGAAGCAGCCGCUGCCUCCGAGCAUUCGGCUGGUCACCCGAGGCCGGUCUUCAUCGGCGGCCUUCCUGCGGCCAGUCAGCCAGGUCCAACUGGUUUGGACUCCGACUCGGACUCGGACUCGGACCUGGAAAUUGAACGCUUGCUGCAUGAUGCAUAUCGCACCUUUGGUGGGGGUGGCCAGGCGCCUGCCCACAGACACCCCUCGGCCGCGCGGCCAACUCCGCAGUCGUGGUCGGCGUCGGCACCGGAGCAGGCCAUGCAUCCUUACUCGUCUUACUCCUCGACUUCAGGGGGUUCUUUUUCCUCCGGCUCCUCGGCUCCCGGAUAUGGUCAGCAUAUGCAGGCACACCCGCCGUCACGACAGCCACCGCAGCCGCAGGCGCAGCCACCGCAACCGCAGCCACAGCCACAGUCGCAAUCACAGCCCCGGUCAAGGGGCCCGCCACACUCCCAGCACCGCAUUGAGCAGCCGGCAGUCACGCUGGCCCCCGCCUCGAGAUCUGGCCAUGCACUGAGCCAGCAGCAGCUGGCUGCCACUGUCGGGCAACUGCACGGGGAAAUCCAGAAGCUUGCAGCGGAAAAGUCCUACUGGCGUCAGGUGGCCCGGGAGAAUGCUCGUAACCCCACACAUGCCGAGGGUCGCCGGAUUGCCGCCGAGCAGGCUCUCACCUCGGCGCAGGACGAGAUUGCGGAGCUCCGGCGCAAGUACCGCGACCUCAAGCGCAAGGUGUUCGAUUUGCACAAGCGAGCCAUCCAACAAGCGGGGGCCCGGUUGGCGGCGUCUGCGCCGCAUUACCCGGAUUCCGGCCCUCGGCCUUCGGAUCUCGACCGGCUGGCCAUCGAAACGCCAGCUCGGCGGUCAACCAGCCGGCGGCCCCUUCUACCCUAUCAUAACAUGGCGAAUGGCUCCUCGCGUGCCCAUGCGCCAGUCAACGAGGCGGACUUCCUUCGGUCGCGUGCUGGAAGCCAGGCCUCCCAUGGCGCCACGCACCCGGCCGACUGGCAGGAGCCAGAGCGUGGUAGCCGUUCCCGCCAGGCGCCAGCCAACUAUGCAGAUGUCACACCUCAGCGCGCGGGUGGCACCAGGGCACAUGUGGCUGCGAACUCGCGAUCCACGGCCGCCGUGCAUGGUCCAUCGGCGCAUCCGCCGCAGCCAGCUGCCAGCCGGGGCCGAUCACGCACGCGGCCCAGUGGGACCACCACCAGUCACCGGGACUUGGUGGACUGGCUAUCGGAGAUUGGCCAAACCACCCCAACACCCCUGCCACAGGUGCCCCCGCGUGUGGACCGCUCCCAUGGCCGGCCUUUCUGAAGCAAGAAGUUGCUUCAUGC
Molecule: messenger RNA, 2168 nt
Organism: Fonticula alba
Lineage: Eukaryota; Rotosphaerida; Fonticulaceae
Exons: 4
Coding region: 1-2148 (715 amino acids)
Source: RefSeq, a predicted model, not a curated record